Molecule: messenger RNA, 1538 nt
Organism: Biomphalaria glabrata
Lineage: Eukaryota; Metazoa; Mollusca; Gastropoda; Planorbidae
Exons: 5
Coding region: 236-595 (119 amino acids)
Source: RefSeq, a predicted model, not a curated record
UCGACCAAACGGAUCUUCCAAUAUGAAAUACAUAGGCCUAGAGUAUAAAAUUAGUUCUCCAGACAUAGAGCAAAUCUAAUCAAUUUUAAUAAACUUUAAAAAAUAAGUAGGCCUAAUAAGUUCAGCCCAUGAACAAAAGUAAAUGGAUCUACAUUUUCAAUAAUUACUAUUCAAACUGGAAAAAUAUUAGAAAUUCUACAGAACAUUACUAGAAUCUAUAAUUUUACGCGGUGAAAUGGGAAAGAACGACCAUGAUAAUCAGCAAGUCGAAAUUGGCUUAUCAGAAGCGGAAGAUGUAAGAUCCAGAAACAUUCGAAUUAUUUUUCCAAACCAAGAAGAAAAAAGGCGAAAUGUUUUUCUUCUUGAGACUCCUCAAAAUCUUAUAGAGAGCUACUAUGGCAUAGGUCGAGACAAAUGCUAUUCUGUUCUGUUGUGUUUGCCUUUAGAGAAUGAAGUCAAAGUCUCAAUGUCUGCUGACUUUAGCGAAUAUUUUGACCAAAUAGAAAGCAUUAAAAUAGUGCCAACUGUAUACGCCGAGACCAAUCCUCCAAUUACAUAUGAUCUUGACAGUGUUAUUAAAUACAAGAAUGUAUAAACAACAUCUACCAGCUUUGUACAGUGCCAAGGAUAAAAAAUGACUUGGUUAAGAAAUACAAAAAAGAACGAACACAGACUUAGUUAAUAACAUUAUAGAUGUAUAGACUGGAUAAGGACUGGAUAGACUGGAUAAGGUUUAAAUGUCAUCAAUGAAUAAUUUUUUGGUACUUGGGAAAGAACUUAUUUUGUUCUUGGCCUACUCUAUACUAUUGGUUAAAAAUGACUAACCAAAAAAUAUAAUGAGAUUUCCUGUCUACUGUGAUAAAAUACUGGACCUACUAUGAUAAAACACUAUUAGAUGUCUUCAUGAAAGUUACUUUAAAAAAGUAAACAAAAUCGUAUUGUAAAAGAUGUGAUUAAAACAAGUCUUUACAUUAAUGAACAAUUUUAUUGUUACUGUCUUUUAAUUUGAAGCUCCUGUGUGUAAUUUAACCCUACACAAGUAAUAGGCCUACUCUUAUUGUGUAACGAGGACAAUAGCAUUUGGUGCCUUCAAUUCAUAAUAUAUCAUAAAAGAAAGCAACACUUAAGAUUCUAGUAGAGUAGUCUCCCGAUCGGGUCUCAAACAAGGAAAUCCAAUGCCGAACUGGAAGUCAAACACUUCGUGAGGUUGUGACAGAGCGUCGCAUGAGGUUUGUGGGACAUGUUCUCCGACAAAAUGAAUUAGGUCUACACAUACCAAGAGUUAUCUUAUCUUAUAUAAUACAGACGUUACUUCAUAAAAGAAGAUGAUUACCAUGCAGUCAUGCAUAUACCAAUGACUUCAAUUCUGCCAAGUCACUGGUUUUCCUGGCUAGCUCAGGCAACUCAUUCCAUGUUCUAAUAGCACUAGGGAAGAAGGAGUAUUUGUACAAAUUAGUCUUAGCAUAUGGGAUGAGGAAUUUACUUUCAUCUUUGUGUCUUUCUGAGUAUUUUUAUUAAAUUUUGUUUUUGUAUUUGAA